GUCCUCCCUGACGAUUCUUUCAUUCUUCUUUCAUCUCUUGUUUAACCUUUUUUUAUUAGUUUUUUUUUAUUCUGAGCUCUGCACCUUUCGCUGUCGUGCCCCACGCCCCUCGUUACCCGUCAGAGAGGUUUCUUUUUUCUUGUCCUUUACGGUAGACUUUCCAUACACCAUCAUCUAUUGAGUCGGCUCGUUCGCCGCAGCAGAUAUCGCUCUCAUUCGCUCCCCCUUUCCUCUGGCUGCUGUCUCUGCCAACUCGCCGCCCUGCUUGUGCGCCCACGGUGAUCCUACACUUCUACACACAUAUCCUCCCUCAGGUCGCCGACAUCGUUGCAGGUAGGAAGGAGUAAACGACACUGGAAUCAGAUAUACGAGAGAGGAAAAUACGAAUCACUGCAUCACGUACGUGUGUAUGCGUGUGUGUGUGUGUGUUGGCGUGCGAUAGGCUUCAUUUCAUUGAAUUAAGCUGACACUUCGGUCCUAGUUUUUUUUUUCUUCUCUGUUCUCCUCCUUUUUGUUUUAAGAAAGCAUCUGGGCUCUAUACCAUCUCGUUACUUUCCAAAUAUAACCGCACACGAUUCAAGGCCUUUUCCCUUUCAUUAUAAGGAAAAAAAAACUUAGAGCAUCUCUCGCUCUCUCUCCCUCCCUCUAGCCAUGACCACUCUUGAGGCAUGCAAGGCGCAGUACGUGAAGGACCUGGAGCACCAGGACCACUGCUGCGUGCUCGAGAAAAUCACGCCCGAGCACAAGGCGUUGAACCGCCGCGUCUUCGACACGCUCUGCAGCUACCAGCAAGAGAUCACCGCGAAGGGCACCCUCCCCUAUCAGCCGGACCCGCUCGAGGAGAAGAAAAAGAAGGGCGACACCUCUCCCACCUACCCGGAGAACCUGACCAUCCGCGACCCGCGUCAGCUGAAGCAGAUUAUGCCCAUUCCCGACAUUCACAAAGUGUCCGACUGCGACCUCAUCUACCGCUUCCUCAUUGGGCGCCGCAUGGACGUGAAGCUGGCGCUAGGCGACCUUCUGCAUUACAUCGGUUUCCGCGAGCGGUACGACCUGAAUGGCAUCCUGUGGGACCGCGAGGUGGAGGCGACCUUCAACGGCCUCGACGGAGAAGAGCUGAUGCAGUUCGUGAUGAGCGAGAUGAAGCGUAAGAACUACACCACGGCCGACAAGGUGAAGCUGCCGCGGCCGCUGCUCCAGGCCGGGUGGGCGGCGUGGAACAGCGGGGUGGACCGUCGCGGGCACGCCAUCUUCUACCAGCGGCCGAACCCGAAGGAGCUGGCGAUGCUGGAGAAGCGGUGGCCCUACGUGGAGAACGAAUACGACUGUCGCAACCCGGAUUACAACUCCAUCACGCCGCCCUACAGCAACAUGCUGACGCGGGUGUACCUGCGGGUGCUGGAGAAGGGGCGCCGCAUUUCGCGUCUGCUGAACUACAACCAGCAGCACAUCAUCCGGGAGGGGUUGGGCUGCCUGGACGGGGUGAAGCCGACGUCGGCGGACACCUUCAUGGAUAACGGCAGUGGCACCACCUGCCUGGUGGAUGUGGGCUGCGUGAAGGUGUCGCACAUCACCUCCAGCAAGUGCAAGCGUGCGUUCCGUCUGUUCCGUGUGCUGUCGAUGAUGGGGCAGAGCUACUUCCCAGAGAACAUGAAUCGCAUGAUCAUCAUCAACGGCGGCUUCAUCUUCAACAUGCUCUUCAAGAUCGUCCGCCCCUGGCUGGACCCCCAGACGCAGAAGAAGAUUCUUCUCCUCUCGGCCACCAACAAGGCCAGUCUCGACGAGCUCAGCAGCGUCGACUCCAACAGCCCGUCGCCGAGCCAGAACGUGAACGGCAGCGGCGAGGAGAGCGACGACGAGGUCUCGAAGGACGGCUCCGAGAAGGCGAAGGAGAGCGACAAGGCGAACUUCGCGCUGCGCCACGCGCUGGAGGAGUACAUCCACCCCGACUUCAUUCCUGCCUGGUACGGUGGGUCGCAGCCGCUUAGCGAGGCCCCGCUCUUCUACGGCGGUGCGCCACCGAAGAGCAUGACGGCAAACCCAUUUUACGCGGCGGCGACGGAGCGGCUGCGGGCGGUGGUACUGCCGGAGUUGCUGCCGGAUGACUUCAUCUUUGCGCACGCAGAGGAGCAUCAGCCGGUGAAGAAGGAGGAGUGGGAGGCCUUCUGUGAGCUGCACCGCUCGACGCUCUUCCGCAAAUAA
Leptomonas pyrrhocoris is the source of this 2202-nucleotide messenger RNA. RefSeq lists its product as hypothetical. The record is from RefSeq and is a predicted model, not a curated record. NCBI's taxonomy places the organism in Eukaryota, Euglenozoa, Kinetoplastea, Trypanosomatida, Trypanosomatidae. The transcript has a single exon. Bases 652 to 2202 code for a protein of 516 amino acids.